Oldenlandia corymbosa var. corymbosa is the source of this 1661-nucleotide messenger RNA. The record is from the annotation of a GenBank genome assembly. NCBI's taxonomy places the organism in Eukaryota, Viridiplantae, Streptophyta, Magnoliopsida, Gentianales, Rubiaceae.
UUGGGCCAGUUGAGGCUUUUCUUUCUAUGUCUUUUCAGUUGUUUACACAUACAUUAUUUGCAAAAGUCUUGGUCAACAAAUUCAGCAUAAACAAAACUGCCUACUAAAAGUCCUCUCUGUAUUACAUUAAUCAUGCUUCUUGACUUUGACUUUUCAGCAUAAACAUAUUUCCACUUGCCCUCCUCCAUUGAUCACUCCCAAACUCAAGUCAAGCUGGCACGUUGAUCUAAAAACUUGAUGUUGAUUUUAAGAGGUUGAAGAAUAAGCCAAAAAAAAGAAGGGAGAAUCAGAAUGGAGUACAAGCAUUUCAGCCAUCCUCAUAACCUGAACAUCUUCAAAGUCCAACAAGGCCAACAAUUCCCCUGCCAUGGCUGCCAAUCUCUGUGCCAAACUGACUCCAACAUUUACGCCUGCUGGAGCUGCAGUUUCUUCCUCCAUGAACACUGUGGGAACGCCACCCGAUACCUUCAUCAUCCUUCUCAUUCCCUCCACCCUCUGAUCUUGAUCCCAUCCCCAACUUAUUGCAGUGGUGCUUUUGUCUGCAAUGCUUGUGGAAACACUGGAAGUUCAUUUGGAUACUGUUGUGCACUUUGUGAGAUUGAUCUUCAUGUCAACUGUGCUUUAUUGCCAACCAAGAUCACCCACAAAUCCCACCAGCAUGACCUGAAAAUCAACUUUCGUGAGGCCGAUGGUCAAAAGGGCUCACCUGAAUUUUGCAAGAUUUGCUCUAAAGCAAUGGGAUCCAAGAAGAAUUGGUCAUAUUGCUGUGUCGAAAACGGUUGCGAUUUUCGGGUUCAUCCGGGGUGUGGUACUACGCAAGUGAAUCUGGGGUGGUAUCAGGGGAUGGAUCCUGAAGAUGAUAAAGCCCCAAGAACAAGUGAAACUCAGACAGCCCCUUCCCCUGCCCCUGCCAAGUCUGAUCCUGUGGCUGAAUUGUUAGAUCUUCAGCUGCAGAUGCAAAUGGCUCAACAGUUUGCACAAUUGAUGUCAUCUUUCAAUCCGGCUAGUUUGGUUUAGAUGAAAGAUUGUCUUUAGGAAAUCAAAAGAUUUGCCUUUUCAUCAUCCGUUGAUUGAAGUUCAAAUUAAGAGGUUCCAGUUAAUUUAUGAAUCUUCUCUUGUUUUUUUCCUCAAGAGUCCUUUGCUGUUGGACUUCAAUUUCUUGUACUGAACAUGAAGCAAAGUGACAUCCAAUUCUUAUUCAUGUGUUUUUCUGCCAUUUUCUUGUUUGACUUCCUAUAUACUAUGACGGGUACUCUCAUACUAAUAGCUGUUUCCAUCAGGGAGGUUCAUUAAUUAGGCCACACAAUAGUAAACGUUGUAUUCUACCCUUAAGUUGGAAGCCACAUUUGUUCACUCUUAUGGCAUUUUUGUUUGCAUUUAUCUGUGACAGUAUAUGACAAGGCAUUAACUUGCUUAUAGAAGAGCUAAAGAGAUGGAGGAUCAUAUGUUGUCGUCGUGCUCUAUAAAAUCGCGUACCUUGCUUAAGUUUAUGAAUCGCAAAUUUAAUUUAGUUCACGGAUGAUUACCUUACCUCCGCCAAGUCCUUUCCUACUUUGUUUCUCCCUAAACCCUUUAACAUCACACUUACACACAAGAGGCACAAGAGGAGGCAAAGGACCCUAGAAGAUCACUAUUUCUUGUGGGGGUUGUUUGUAUAAAGG